AUCAGUGACAUACUGCUUAAGGAAUUAGAUAUAAAUUUUACAUAAAAGAGCUUGGAACUAUGACAAGAUGAUUGAGCAAAGGGCGUGUCUAUAUCUUGGUCUGGGGGUCCUGGCGGGCGUACUUCUAACCCUUGGAUUCAAAGAUGUGUAUCCCGAUUUAGAACGACGAUACAAACAGCGAAGACGGCGACUGUCAAUUCUAAGAAGCAGAAAUAGCAUACCUUGGAUAUCUCAAACAGUCAAGCUCGAGGAUCAUACCGAAGAUGAAAUCACCAUGCAACCUCAAAUGGCCAUACCAGUCGGGAUAGAAGGAUGCAUUGGAAACACACCAUUAUUUAAGAUCAAGUCCCUUUCUGACGAAACGGGAUGCGAAAUAUUAGCCAAAGCCGAAUUUCUAAAUGGCGCUGGUAAUAGUCCCAAGGAUCGAGUUGCACUGUCCAUCAUCAAAUAUGCCGAAGAGGAAGGACUCUUGACACCUCAUUCCGGGGACAUGAUCUAUGAAGGAACUGUUGGUUCCACCGGAAUCUCACUCGCUGCCAUAUGUCGAGCACGUGGCUAUCUAGCACACAUUUGCAUGCCUGACGACCAAGCCCAGGAAAAAUCGGAUCUACUACUCAAGCUUGGCGCCGAAGUCGAGCGUGUCCGGCCAGCACCUAUCGUAGAUCAAGGACAAUUCGUCAACGUUGCAAAGCGUAGGGCGAAGGAGCAUUCUGAUGAUCCAAAUAAAAAAGGUCGAGGUGUCUUUGCGGAUCAGUUCGAGAAUGAAGCAAAUUGGCGCGCACACUUUGAGGGAACAGGGCCCGAGAUAUAUGCGCAAUGUGGUGGUAAAAUUGAUGCAUUUGUGACUGGUGCAGGAACUGGUGGAACCAUAUCUGGGGUGGCCUUGUAUUUAAAGCCCAAACUGCCCAGGUUGAAAGUGUGUCUUGCCGACCCGCAGGGCAGCGGUUUGUACAAUAGGGUCAAAUACGGUGUCAUGUUCGAUGUGAGAGAGCGGGAAGGUACAAGACGCAGGCAUCAAGUGGACACUAUUGUAGAGGGCAUUGGCAUCAAUCGCGUGACGGCUAAUUUUGAAGCAGGACGAGAACUCAUCGACGACGCAAUCAGAGUCACAGAUGAUCAGGCAAUGGCAAUGGCGCGUUGGCUAGUUGAAAAAGAUGGAAUAUUUGUAGGGAGCUCGAGCGCUGUUAAUUGCGUUGCCGCGACAAAGUAUGCUUUACAAAUAGGCAAAGGCCACAGGAUAGUUACCAUACUUUGCGAUUCAGGAACCCGUCACCUCAGCAAAUUUUGGGCAAAAACCGGGGUUGUUGGAGGCUGUACAGAUACGUCCCUUGCGGAGGUUCUCAAUGCCGGCCAAUGAUUGUCUAUCACUUUGCAUCGACAUGUACUUUUUCUAUCCCUAUAUCUCGUCUUUUCUGAACCAUCGCCUCGUUAUCGAUUACUUCGCCGUUUCCCAUGAUUGACCACUCCCCCUUGUUGAGAGCAAUCAUAGCAGGAUUUCGAUUACACACUGGUGCCUUUUCAACUUUUGACAUUGUCUCCGUCAUUAAAUUCAAGCACUUCAGAUGCAAAUGGCUCUGGCAUUU
Verruconis gallopava is the source of this 1583-nucleotide messenger RNA. RefSeq lists its product as uncharacterized. The transcript is spliced from 3 exons. Gene Ontology annotation, molecular function: cysteine synthase activity. The record is from RefSeq and is a predicted model, not a curated record. Bases 68 to 1357 code for a protein of 429 amino acids. Lineage: Eukaryota; Fungi; Ascomycota; Dothideomycetes; Venturiales; Sympoventuriaceae. Gene Ontology annotation, cellular component: cytoplasm.